Molecule: messenger RNA, 948 nt
Organism: Trichoderma reesei QM6a
Lineage: Eukaryota; Fungi; Ascomycota; Sordariomycetes; Hypocreales; Hypocreaceae
Exons: 1
Coding region: 1-948 (315 amino acids)
Molecular function (GO): 4-hydroxy-tetrahydrodipicolinate synthase activity
Source: RefSeq, a predicted model, not a curated record
AUGGCCCCCCCAUCCCUACCAUGCGGCAUCUACGCCCCGACAAUGACCUUCUUCCACCCUGAAUCAGAAGACAUCGACAUCCCCACCAUCAAGCACCACGCCCAGCGCCUCGCAAAGGCCGGCCUCGCAGGCCUCGUCGUCAUGGGCUCCAACGGCGAAGCCGUCCACUGCACCCGCGACGAGAAGAUCGCCGUCCUGUCCGCCACCCGCGAGGCCCUCGACGCCGCCGGCUUCCAGUCGGUGCCCGUCCUCUUCGGCGCCACAGAGGGCAGCGUCCGCGGCACCAUUGAGCUCUGCAAGCUCGCCGCCGCCGCCGGGGCCGCCGCCGCCCUCGUCCUCCCGCCCUCCUACUACCGCGCCCAGACCGACGAGGCCUCCAUCGAGGCCUACUUCGUCGCCGUCGCCGACGCCAGCCCCAUCCCCCUCGUCCUCUACAACUACCCCGGCGCCGUCUCCGGCAUCGACAUGGACAGCGACCUCCUCAUCAGGCUCGCCCAGCACAAAAACAUCGUCGGCACAAAGUUCACCUGCGGCAACACCGGCAAGCUCACCCGCGUCGCCCUCGCCACCGACGCAAAGACGCCCUUCCGCGACGGCUCGGGCUACAUGGCCUUUGGCGGCAUGUGCGACUUCACCCUGCAGACCCUCGUCAGCGGCGGCAGCGGCAUCAUCGCCGGCGGCGCAAACGUCAUGCCCAAGCUGUGCGUCAAGGUCUGGGAUUCCUACUCCCAGGGCAACAGGGACGAGGCCGAGAAGCUGCAAAAGGUCCUCAGUCGCGGCGACUGGCCCCUCACAAAGGCCGCCAUUGCAGGCACAAAAUCCGCCAUCCAGACCUACUAUGGAUACGGAGGCUAUCCUCGGCGGCCCCUGAAGCGCUUGGAGCAGGCUCGAGUCUCGGCCAUCGAGGAGGGCAUCCGGGAGGCCAUGGAGAUUGAGAAGACUUUGUAG